Messenger RNA from Lasiodiplodia theobromae, 2715 nucleotides. RefSeq names its product Diaphanous GTPAse-binding protein. The transcript has 4 exons. The coding region runs from base 1 to 2715 and encodes 904 amino acids. Gene Ontology annotation, molecular function: small GTPase binding; actin binding. Gene Ontology annotation, biological process: actin cytoskeleton organization. Lineage: Eukaryota; Fungi; Ascomycota; Dothideomycetes; Botryosphaeriales; Botryosphaeriaceae. The record is from RefSeq and is a predicted model, not a curated record.
AUGAGUGCCAUGGGCAGCCAAAGGCUGGCCACCGCGCCAGACCGCCCAAGUCACAGGCGCAACCGAUCUGCGACCGCCAUUAAGUCCAUUCUCACCGGCCUCAAUCACAAGCGCUCGCCCUCCGACGGCACCGCGCUCGCGGUUCCCGAUCCCAAGGACGCCCGCCGGCCCAGGAGCUCUCAGGCUGCAAUGGCCUCGAUGCCCAUGUUGCCGCCCGACCACCCGCACGCGCAGCGCGUUCUCGGCGAAAUCCACAACCAGCCCAGCGCUCCCGCGUCGCCCCGGAAAUCCAAGGACGCUCGCGACGGUAAGAUGCGCAGCCUGCACAAAAAGACGCUGAGCACUGUUUCCCUCCGAUCCCUCGCCAAGGAGAAGGAAAAGUCCAAGGACGCCGCCAAAGAUGACCAAAAGGACUAUUUGCGACCGCACAGCGAAGACAAGAUGAAGAAGCCCAAGUCCUCCACGAGCCUGUCCGCCGUCUUUUCCAAGGCGAAGUCGCCCAAGAAGGCCAGCGCAAACACCAGCAGAGACAAGGAGAACACAACGCCGCCGCACUCAGCCACUUCGCCGAACCACACCCCCAUUUGGGCCGAAUUCUCCACCCAGCGCCCGUCCGACGACUAUCACGAAAUCACCACCACAACGACCAUCCCACUCGCCGUCCAGCGCGACAUUGAGCAUGAGAUUGCUCUGUACACGCCUGCUGAUUACACGCCUACCAAGCAGCGCAACUUUUGCGACGCCGACAAGCCAAGCCUGCAACAGCGCCAAUCCUCAGGUGGCUCCACGCGCCCCAGCUCCCGCCCGAACUCGUGGUAUCUACCGAAGAGUGCGUCGGCCCAUUCGUUCGUCGAGACACUAUCCAGGAAGAGCGAAGAGAAAAAGCAGACCCUUGGCGGCAAGGCGCAGACAUUCGUAGAUAACUGGAAGGCGAGGGGCGAAUCGAGGCGGCCCUCUGCAGAGGAGUCCACACUGCGUGGUACCAACUCCCAGAAGCAUAAAGGAGAGGAUGACAAGAAGCAAAUGGAGUCUGCGCUCGCCUCGAAACGCGGCUCGAAGGUUAUGGCGGCCGUUGCGGCCAUCAACGGCCGUUCCACCCAGCCGGAACCCGAGACUCCCCUCGAUCAAGAGAAAAUCGAUGCUGAGUUUGAGGCUGUGCUGGAUUCUAGGAAUAUCCCCGAAAACCUGCGCUCCAAGAUGCGCAGCCUGAACACCCGCGUCAAGGCCGAUUUCAUCAGCAAAAACAAAAUCGAGGAGCCCAAGUCAGCAGUCGAGCCGUCGCAGCGGACAUCAAUAUGGGGAAAGCCAGCAGUCGGCCGGAGAACGACCUCCGACCAGAGCAGCGAUCGCAUUAUUCCUGAUUCCGAUGAACCGGCAAAGACUCCGAGGCCGCGCAGUAAGACGUUUACGUUCAGUAGAGGCGACAAGGGUGAGAAGCAAAAAUCUGAGAUACCGCCGCCCGACAGGUCCUCGAAGAGCUACGACGGGCAGAAGUCUCCUUCGUCAAAAUCUCUCUCUUCUGCCACCGGAUCUUCGUUUUUCAGCCGCGCUCCUAAAGCAGCUACGCCGGAAGAGUUUGUCGCAUAUCUCAGGAAAGUUCAAAAGCCUGAACUCGUUGAAGUGGGCAAGCUUCAUAAGCUUAGGCUCCUGCUUCGAAAUGAGACCGUUGCUUGGGUGGAUGCUUUCAUUCGCCAAGGUGGCAUGAUGGAAAUUGUCGGCUUGCUCGAACGUAUUAUGCAGAUCGAGUGGCGGGAGGAACAUGAGGACACUCUUCUACAUGAGUCCCUGCUUUGCCUCAAGGGGCUCUGUACCACCAAGAUCGCAUGCCAGAAGCUAUGCGAGAUAGAAUCAACCCUAUUCCCUGCCCUUUUGGCUAUGCUUUUCGACGAAGAACACAAAGGACCCAGUGAAUUCACCACUCGCGGUCUCAUCAUGAGCCUUCUAUUCGCCCAUUUGUCUUCCGUUCUCGAGACACCAGAAGAGCUUCCCGGACGGGCCCGUAUCAUUUUGAAAUACCUUCAAGGACCCCAGAAGCCCGAAGAGGCCCGCCCGGUUCCAUUCAUCCUUGAGAUGCAUCAGCCAAGACCCUACAGGAUUUGGUGCCAGGAAGUCGUCAACGUAACCAAGGAGGUUUUCUGGAUUUUCCUUCACCACUUGAAUGUGAUUCCCCUCGGAUCAGAUACCCUGGAGAACGAUGAGAACAGGCCACCUGUGGACAACCGAAGCUUUGCUCAACAGCACUUCCCUCAGCCGCGCCCGCCAGUUCCUGCCGCUCCUUAUGUUGGAGGCGUGGAGUGGGAUGCGACAAACUACAUUUCCACGCACCUCGACCUCAUGAAUGGCAUUCUUGCGUCUCUCCCCACGGUGGAAGAGCGCAACGACCUGCGCUACGAUCUACGUGCUUCAGGCUUCGAGAAGAUCAUGGGCGGCCAACUGCGCACUUGCAAGGAGAAGUUUUACGGCGCAGUGCACGAUGGCCUUAAGACCUGGGUCAAGGCUGCUGUAGCCGACGGCUGGGAAGUUAAGGAUGUGCGUAUGGGCCUGCGAGAGGACAAGAUCACGUCUCCCAAGAAAACAGGUCCCAGAAAGAAAAAGGAGGCACCGCCCAAGAUCGAGACACCAAAGGUUGAGAUACCCAGUCUUGAUUUUGGUACUGAAAUGGAGAAGAGGCUGAGUCCUGAGAAAAAAGAAAAUGCCGGAGACUUCUGGCUAUGA